AUGCCUCAAGGUUUAGGAGUUGUUCUGGAGGAGUGGAAAUGUCUGGAUAAGGAAUAUCAACAACUUCAGGAGACACACAGAAUGUACUUACAGAAGCUGGAUGAAAUUUCCAAACUACAAAACAACUGCUCUUCCUCCAUUUCCAGUCAGCGCAAAAGACUGAAGGAGGUGUCGCACCUAGUGGAAAAAUGCAGCAAAGGAGCAUCAGAAGAAGACGCUAAAACCUUGGAUGAAAUAAAUGAGAAGAUAAAGAUGCGACCAAAUGCUUUCUCUGAAAUGGAAGCUUUCCUUCCAAAAAAAAACGGGUUGUACCUCAGUCUGGUUCUUGGACAUGUGAAUGUCACUCUUCUCAGCAAGCAGUCAAAAUUUGCGUACAAAGAUGAAUAUGAGAAGUUCAAGCUGUACCACACAGUCCUCCUGAUGCUGUUCUCUUUCAUAUGCUAUUUCUUUGUGAGCUACAGAUUCCUUGAUGCAAUCCUCAAUUUCCUGCUGGUGUGGUACUAUUGUACAUUAACCAUCAGGGAAAGUAUCCUCAUCACCAACGGCUCCAGAAUCAAAGGCUGGUGGGUUUUUCAUCACUACGUCUCAGCUUUUUUGUCCGGUGUAAUGCUCACAUGGCCAGAUGGGAAUCCGUACAAGAUAUUCAGGAACCAGUUCCUUGCCUACUCCUUGUAUCAAAGUUUAGUUCAGUGUCUGCAGUGCUAUUAUCAAAGUGGAUGUCUGUACAGGCUUCGAGCCCUGGGAGAAAGACACAACAUGGAUCUGACCGUGGAGGGAUUUCAGUCGUGGAUGUGGAAAGGGCUGACGUUUCUGUUGCCCUUCCUGUUUUUUGGUCAUUUCUGGCAGCUCUUCAAUAGCCUCUCUCUCUUCCGAAUGGCUCAGCUCUCAGACUGUAAAGAAUGGCAGGUCUUGAUGUGUGCCCUCUGCUUCCUUAUUCUGUUCAUGGGAAACUUCUUCACCACUGUUGCUGUGGUCCGUCACAAGGUCAAGAGCAGGAAUCAGAAACCAAAGAGUAUGUGA
Messenger RNA from Perca flavescens (yellow perch), 1020 nucleotides. RefSeq names its product transmembrane protein 120A-like. The record is from RefSeq and is a predicted model, not a curated record. Lineage: Eukaryota; Metazoa; Chordata; Actinopteri; Perciformes; Percidae. Bases 1 to 1020 code for a protein of 339 amino acids. Gene Ontology annotation, cellular component: membrane. The transcript is spliced from 12 exons. Gene Ontology annotation, biological process: fat cell differentiation.